GAGGGAAACACCUGAUGUGUCAUUUCACAGGUAUAAUACAGGUUAUCAUCUAUAUAUACUCAUUCGUGCAGGUGUUUUGAAUAUUACUGUCUAGAAAAUUCAAGAGAUAUCAGAUUGUUCAGCUGAGAGUAACUGUCAUGAUGGUGAAAAGUGGAUUUGUGAUUGUACUUGUUCUUCUUGUGCAUUUGAUUGCCGGUUCACCGAUACAAAAAGAAAACUCGAAAGAUAUGUGCAGGCUGCCUAAAUUGACUGGUGAAUGCAGAGCCCACAUGCAAAGAUGGAGGUAUGACCCUGCUACAGGAACUUGCGACCAAUUCACUUAUGGAGGAUGUAGAGGGAACGAGAACAACUUUAUCACUGAAGAAGCUUGCAUGGCGACUUGUUCAGGGGUGUAACUAUUCUGAAAAUUUCGACCCACUACAAGUCGGAGAUGAUCAAGAAACUUCGAAUGUACAAAUUUUAGUAGUAUAAUUUUGUUACCUGAAUUAAUUUUAUUUUGUUAUCUAAUUUAUUGUUAAUGAUUAAAAUAUUUUUCUUAGCGUC
This is a messenger RNA of Leptinotarsa decemlineata (Colorado potato beetle), 543 nucleotides long. RefSeq names its product kunitz-type serine protease inhibitor 4. Lineage: Eukaryota; Metazoa; Arthropoda; Insecta; Coleoptera; Chrysomelidae. Gene Ontology annotation, molecular function: serine-type endopeptidase inhibitor activity. The record is from RefSeq and is a predicted model, not a curated record.